AUGCCCACGCUCGUCAUCUACAAUCCCGCCUGCGGUGACCGCACCGCAGCCCAGUUCUUCUCCACACACGUCCUCCCCCUCCUCCACUCCGCCGCCAUCGCCCCCGCCGCCGUCCACGCGACCACCCACCCGGGCCACGCCGCCGCCCUCGUCGCCGCCCAGCUCGACGCCGACCCCGCGCCCCUCACCGUCGUCCUCGGCUCCGGCGACGGCACCCUCCACGAGAUCAUCGAGGCCCUCACCAACACGCCCCCCGCCGCCGUCCGCGCCGCCGCCGCCUUCCAGCUCGCCUUCGCCCUCGUCCCCUGCGGCACCGCCAACGCCCUCUACGCCGCCCUCUUCCCCCCCGCCCCCGCAGACGACCCCACCGAGUACCGCCUCCGCUCCCUCCGCGCCCUCCUCGCCGCCCCCGCGGCCCCCGCGCGCCCGCUCGCCCUCGCCCUCACCACCCUCGUCCCGCCCCCACGUGCCGCCGCCCCCGCACACACCGCCGUCUCCGCCGUCGUCGCGUCCACCGCGCUGCACGCGUCCAUCCUCGCCGACUCCGAGGCCCUGCGCGCCUCCGACCCGUCCCUCGCGCGCUUCCACACCGCCGCGGCGCAGAACAUCGCGCGCUGGUACGCUGCCGCCGCGACGCUCCUCCCCCUGCGCGCGUCCGGCGCCGUCGAGCGCUGGGACCCCGCCGCGCGCGCGUUCGCGCCGCACCCGCACGGCACGCCCACCGUCGACGUCCCCGGGCCCUUCGCGUACUUCCUCAGCGUCGUCAACGUCGACCGCCUCGAGCCCGCGUUCCGCAUCGCCCCUGCCGCGCGCGUGGACCCCCCGCGCGGCGCCGCGCUCGACGUCGUCAUCGUCCGCCCUCGGCGCGACCCCGCGGUGGAGCUCGACUCGGACGAGACGCGCGCUGCGUUCGCGGAGAAGCUCAAAGCGGUUCUGGGCGCCGCGUACCAGGACGGCGCGCACCUCCUCCUCAGGUACGCCGAGGACGGCAGUCUGACCACAGAGGGCGACGGCCCCCUCGUCGUCGAGUAUGUCCGAUGCGGGGGAUGGGAGUGGGAGCCAGACGCUAUCGACGACAAGGCACACCUCGUCUGCGCCGACGGCGACAUUCACGAAAUCCCGAAGGGGGGCAAGGCGACAUGCAAUGCGGUGGCCCCGAAGGAUGAGAACUCGGGCUUUGCUGUCUAUGUAUGAUUCUCAUUCACGAUCUCGAUAGGCUCUAUGUCACUUUAUUUGCAGAGAAAGACGAAUCAAGAUGCAAUUGUAUAGAUCCUUGUAGCCUGUCGAUCUUUGUAGUUAUGAUGCUGUGCUGUACAAACGGACCUAUGUUCUCCACUGGUAUCUAGAUCUCAUUGUUCAUGCAA
Messenger RNA from Postia placenta MAD-698-R-SB12, 1364 nucleotides. RefSeq lists its product as hypothetical. Gene Ontology annotation, biological process: sphingosine biosynthetic process. Bases 1 to 1194 code for a protein of 397 amino acids. Lineage: Eukaryota; Fungi; Basidiomycota; Agaricomycetes; Polyporales; Adustoporiaceae. Gene Ontology annotation, cellular component: intracellular membrane-bounded organelle; membrane; cytoplasm. The record is from RefSeq and is a predicted model, not a curated record. The transcript has 2 exons.